This is a messenger RNA of Penicillium digitatum Pd1, 516 nucleotides long. The record is from RefSeq and is a predicted model, not a curated record. NCBI's taxonomy places the organism in Eukaryota, Fungi, Ascomycota, Eurotiomycetes, Eurotiales, Aspergillaceae.
AUGUCUGAACCAGCCCCGCAACCUCCGUUCCUGCCCAGCGAUCUAGAACAAUUCGUCGAACACGCGAGAGACCAUCCUGACCAAUGGUUCGAAUACUGCCGCCGUGCGUACGACUACAUUGAGAGUACCCAGUCCGAGGCGACCAACGCUCGCGAACGAGUGGACCAAGCCGAACUGCAGCUACAAGCCGCGAGGAUCAAGAUCACCCGCCUGUCAAGCGAACUGACCGCAGCUGAGCGUGAUCACCUCCGAGAUGUCGCGUUCAUGGAAUACCAGAAGAAGCUUUAUGACGAAGCGCAACAGAACAUUGCCCGUAUCGAGGCUGCACGAAUGUGUGCAGCCGAACUCGCUAUCCCGACGGGGAAUACCGUACCUCCCCCUGUCCCUGAACCUGCCGCUGAGCCUGGUGUAGCUGCUGCUAUGGGAACGCCUCCGUCGCUUACUCCUGAAUCUUCCGGCUCCCACGGGACCGGAAGGAUCUCCGCCGAUUCUCCUCCCAGAUUAAGGAGAAGCUGA